This is a messenger RNA of Monascus purpureus, 1134 nucleotides long. NCBI's taxonomy places the organism in Eukaryota, Fungi, Ascomycota, Eurotiomycetes, Eurotiales, Aspergillaceae. The record is from the annotation of a GenBank genome assembly.
AUGCAGUCAACAGUGGCAUCAUCGGCCAUAUCUCUCGUGCAUUCUCCCUCGAUGUAUCUCCUCCAUCCUGUAACUCGUUUCCACAAUGCAGUCAGUAUUCGGAUCCAUCAUCGGUCCCAAACAAGAACUUCACAGUCUGAGUGGGCGAGUGGCCGUCAUCACAGGGGGAUCGCAAGGCAUAGGGUGAUUCUACCGAAGCAAGCAGCCCGUACUAAGCCUGCUAAAUCCAUCCACAGGUUCAAUGUCGCACGAGGCUUCCUCAAAGCCAACGCCAGAAAAGUCAUUCUCGUCAGCUACGACGAAGGACGCGGACACAAUGCCGUGCGGAAGCUGAAAGAGGAAUUCGGGCUCGAUUCGCAGGUGGAAUGGCAUCAUUGCGAUUUUGAGAAUCUGAAGAAGACGAGAACCGUUUUCUCGCGGCUUUGUGAGAUGGAGAAGCGGUUGGAUCUGUUGGUUCUAUCCGCCGGGAUCAACGCGGCUCAGUUUAAACUCACCGAGGAAGGACUUGAUCGUCACUUCUCCGUGAACUGGCUGGGUCAAUACUACGUGAUUAACCUGUUAUAUCCGCUGCUGCGCAAGACGGCCUCGCUGCCCGGAGCCCCUGCGGCACGGAUCAUACUGGAGUCAUCCGAGAUGCACCGACUAGCCCCGUCGUCUGUCGCGUUUGGGUCGAUCGAGGAGAUCAAUGACCCGAAGCUGGGGCCGGUGCAACUGUACGCACGGUCGAAACUAGCCAUGAUUCUCGGAGUGAAGUAUGGACUGCACGAGCGGGUGAUCAAGCCGAAUCGGGAUAACGUCUAUGCGAUUGCGCUGCAUCCGGGGGCUGUCAAUACGGCCAUGCUGCGACACUUCCGAGAAGCGUAUGCCAACCUCGCCGGGGAGAUUGUGACUGAUAUCAGUAUCCUGCUGAGCCGGAGCCCCGAGCAGGGUGCCUAUUGCACCUGGUACGCUGCUACCAGCCCGGAAGUCGAGGAGAAGCAGUGGAACGGGGUAUACUUGAACAAUCCGGGCAAACUCGGCAAGGAAAGCUCCCAGGCCAGCGAUGGGGAGCUUGGGGCGCGACUGUGGUCUCUCAGCGAUUGCCUUGUCAGGAAGACCGUUGGCGACGAUGCGCUGAACAGCUGGCAUUCCUAG